AUGAAAGGCCAACACAUGCGACGGCAGCCAACUGUGUGGGCCUUCAGCCGUGCCAGCGCCUUCUGGGAUGUGACCAUGCCAAACUUCACUCCGUCAGAUUGGAUAGCUCCUUUCAGAAGGUCAGAAGAGACCUUUUCAUAUCUUUGUUCCAAGCUCCGUCCAGCCAUGCAGAAGAGGAACACCAACUUCAGAGCCUGCGUGCCACUCAGGAAAAGAGUUGCAGUUGCACCGUGGAAGCUUGCAACUAACAGUGAAUACAGGAGCAUCGGGCUUCCUGUUGGUGUCAGCACGACCUCUGUGUGCCGCUGUGUGCAGGACUUCUGUAAGGCUGUCUGUAAAGUCUUGCUUGCCGAGGUUAUUGCUUUUCCAACUCUGCAAAAGCUACAGGAAAUGGCUGACUAUUUUGAGACCCGGUGGGGGGUUCCUCGGUGUGUGGGUGCCAUCGAUGGUUCCCAUAUCCCAAUAAUCGCACCACAGGGAUUCCACACAGACUACUUCAAUAGGAAAGGUUGGCAUUCCAUAAUCCUCCAGGGCAUUGUGGAUGGCAGAGGCAUGUUCUGGAAUGUUAAUGCAGGUCAGCCAGGUAGCUUACAUGAUGCCCGUGUGCUGCGAUUGUCCACAUUUUGGGACUUGGUUGCUCAUGGACAACUGCACCCAACUAGUACCAAGAACACUGAGGGAGUAAAUGUAGGCUUUUAUGUGCUCGGGGACUCUGCCUAUCCUCUGCAGGACUGGCUCCUAAAACCAUUUUCAGACAACGGUCGUCUCACUGCUGAGCAACAGACGUACAACAGGAAAACGUCCAGAGCCAGAGUUGUGGUCGAAAAUGCAUUUGGGAGGCUAAAGGGUAGGUGGCGAUGUCUUCUGAAGAGAAACGACAGUGAUGCAGAGCUUCUUAAACACAUGGACCUGUUGUGUGCUUCACAACAUCUGUGA
Messenger RNA from Nothobranchius furzeri (turquoise killifish), 936 nucleotides. RefSeq lists its product as uncharacterized. The record is from RefSeq and is a predicted model, not a curated record. NCBI's taxonomy places the organism in Eukaryota, Metazoa, Chordata, Actinopteri, Cyprinodontiformes, Nothobranchiidae.